Hevea brasiliensis (rubber tree) is the source of this 766-nucleotide messenger RNA. RefSeq names its product auxin-responsive protein SAUR78. Lineage: Eukaryota; Viridiplantae; Streptophyta; Magnoliopsida; Malpighiales; Euphorbiaceae. The record is from RefSeq and is a predicted model, not a curated record. The coding region runs from base 17 to 538 and encodes 173 amino acids. Gene Ontology annotation, biological process: response to auxin. The transcript has a single exon.
UGGGCCAUGCACGUACAUGCCUCUCCUUGUCUCUCUCAAUCUUCUCACUCUCUCCUCCAUGCUCUUAUAUAGGAACCUUCCUUCCUCAUUCUCCCCUCAGCCAAAUUCCACUCAAAGAACAUUUUCUUUCUCUCCAAAAACUCUUUCAAAACCCCUCAUAUACCAGCACAUAGACAUGGCAAAGAUUGGCAAGCUAACAAAGCUCAAGUCAGCUAUAAAGAGAUGGCCAUCUUUCACCAAGUUAGCUCGCACAAAAAGCUCUAUUGCUGCCAGUAAUGAUCAGUCCGACAACAAGAUUGCAAGUGAACUCCAAGCAGUUUAUGUGGGGAAAUCGCGCCGGCGAUAUCUUUUAAGCUGUGAUACCAUUUGUCACCCUCUCUUUCAAGAACUGAUAGAGAGAUCAGGUGGGUUCGAUGACGGAGAAGUAGUGGUUGCUUGUGAGGUGGUGUUGUUUGAGCACUUGUUGUGGAUGCUUGAGAGUGGUGGCUCUCAGUUGGGGUCCGCGGAGGAGCUUGCUGAGUUCUACUACACUAGCUAAAUAACUGAUGAUGAUAAGAUAAAAAAGUUGAUCAAGAUUAGAGGCAAAGCAAAUUAGGGAAAAUAAUUAAGGAAGUAUGUAGACUAAUUGUAUGGCGAAGAUUAAUAGAUGCUUUGCGUGCUGUUCAGGAUUGUCAAUUCUAUUUUUUUUCCCAUCAUUUUCUUGUCUAAUCUAGCUUUUAGGAUUGUGAUCAUCAACCGCUAAAUGGAAAUAUUUUUUUUUAUUUAA